AGGACUGAGGGUUGACCACUGACAGAACGCUGGUGAGAGUGGUAGGCACAGGUUGUUUGCCAUCUCCUCUCCUGCUGUGUUUCUCCAGAAUGAAGACUUUGUGUGUGUUGCUGCUCCUUGGGGUGGUGGUGGCUGUGGUGGAGUCAUCGGCCCUGCUUGGCGCUCAGCGAGGCGUGACCCUCCCACCGCACUUCACCUGCGCCCCCGGGUCUCGCUGGAAGGUCGAGUGUAACACGUGUACAUGUUCUGAAACCGGCCUUGCUGCCUGUACUCUGAUGGCUUGUUUCGGUGGUAAGUCCUUAAAUGCCCAGCAGAGCUCCGAUGAACCUGUCUGUGACGAAGGUUCGAGGUGGAAAAUAGACGAUUGCAACUGGUGCAAGUGCAUCAGAGGUUCUCCCGCGUGCAGUAGCAGACCUUGUGACAACCAUCAGCCGUUGGCGAGAGUAGACACAGAAGAAGAUAUACCACCCGGGGGAGUCUGCACACGUGGAUCCGCCUGGAAGCCCGACUGCAACUGGUGUACCUGCACCCGGGACGGCAAUGCAGUGUGCAAUCUGAAGGCGUGUCUGGACGGUUACGUUCCGGAUCCAACGCAGAAGCAGUGCGAGAAUGGAUCAAAGUGGUUAGUGGACUGCAACACCUGCGUGUGCGUCGACGAAAGGGCACGGUGCACGCAGAAGGCAUGCGCCAUUUCUCGCGAGUCGUCAGAAUUACCCCCUGAUGCCGUGUGUAAACCCGGGUCAAUGUGGAAAGAAGACUGCAAUAUGUGUAGAUGCUCUAGCACAGGAAAAGCUGCAGCGUGUACUAUGAGGGGCUGUGCCGGCACAACAGAAGAUGCCAGUGAACCUAAGUGUUCCCACGGAUCAAAAUGGAAGCGAGAUGAAUGUAAUUGGUGCGACUGUGUUCACGGAGAAUUCAAUUGCACAGAAAGAGUGUGUGGCCACCCUACACCACACAUCAGCCAGCCUGACGAAGAGGAGGAAAUGUGUACUGAAGGCUCGAGAUGGAGAGUUAGCUGCAACUGGUGUACCUGUAGGAACGGCACAGGAGGAUGUACCAAGAGAGGAUGUCCUCCAGAUUACGAUCAGCGGACAGAUGACCCAGAAUGUGAAGCGAAUUCCAUGUGGAAGAAGGAUUGCAACUGGUGCAACUGUCAUAAUGGCAGAGGGAUUUGCACAAUAUUGGCUUGCAACACUCCUUUUUCAGCCCCUACUGUGCAUUCUCAGCCAACAGUGGAAGUAACAGUGACCCGAGAUGAGGCUGAGUGCACUGAAGGAUCACGCUGGCUACGGUCAUGCAACUCCUGCCGUUGUAUUGAAGGGAAAGCAGCUUGUACAAAGCGAAGGUGUAUCCCAGAUUUUAAGCCCUCGCCAGAAGACAGUGUUUGUGAAGGCAAUUCCAGCUGGAGAGUUGACUGUAAUUGGUGUAACUGCGUAAAUGGAAAAGCCAUUUGUACCAUCAAGGCUUGUGGGGUACAGCGGCCCCGACCGCCACCAGUGGUAGUAACAGUUACACGAGAGGAAGGAGCGACAUGCACCGAAGGAUCUCGUUGGCGUCUGGGCUGCAACUGGUGUCGUUGCAUCAAAGGCCAAGGCGCAUGCACUAAGAGAGGAUGCACAGCUGGUGACGCUUCAGCUCCCGAUGACCCUAUAUGUGAAGAAAAUUCAUCAUGGAAAGUCGACUGCAACUGGUGCAAUUGUGUAGAUGGAAAGGCAGUUUGCACAGAAAUGGGAUGUGGCCCAGAGGGUCGAAGCUUAGGUUCAGGUGACAUACAGGAAAACCCAGCUCCUAAACCCUGCAUUAAUGGAACAACAUGGUCAAAGGAUUGUAACAGAUGCUCCUGCAUUAAUGGAGUUGGCAGAUGCACGCGCAACUUUUGCCGUCACCCACCUGUGGAUCCCAUCUGUAAUCUGCCAGCAAUUAAUCCUGAAGUAGAGUUCUGUCGUGGAUUUGAAAGUUUGUGGACUUUUGACAGCUACGAUGGAAGAUGCGUGGAAAUCAUCUACGGAGGUUGUGGAGGAACAGAGAACUUGUUUGAGACAAAGGCAGCCUGCGAGGCGAAGUGCACCAGAACCAGGCAGGGGUCUUUGCGAUCUGAAGGAAGCCAGGAAGAUAAGUGUAAACUGGACCUCGAUUCUGGGCCAUGCUUUGGUCUCUUCCAUCGCUACGGGUACAACUCCGCCAAUGGUCGAUGUGAGCAGUUUGUGUUUGGGGGCUGUGGUGGAAAUGCCAACAACUUCGAAACAGUCCAGGAGUGCCAGGAUCAAUGCGGAGGAGGAGCACCCGUGUCUGACCCGUCAUGUGAUCGGACAAAAUGCCCGUGGAAGCGCUGGGCUCACUACCUCGUCAAAAACUGCAUCCCGCAGUACGAAGACGGUGCCUGCUGUCCGACUAGCUUCUCAUGCCCUCUAUCAGACUCUGUUAUACCAGACCCAACGAAAUGUUACUACAGAGGUAUUUUCUAUGAAGAUGGCGAAAAUGUGCCUGUAGAAGAGGUCUGUUCAGCUAGUUGCCGCUGCCUUGCUAGCUCCUCUCCAGCUCAGAUUAACUGUGCCAACAUUGAGUGCCCUAGCUUGUUCAGGCCUCCUCGCCCUGGGUGCCGUCGCCUCUACUCCCCCGACCAAUGUUGCUCAGUUGACGAGGAGUGCCAGGACUCCGCAGCCCCACCAGGCCUAGAGACCCGUGCCGCUGGGUGCUCCUGGGGCAACAAGACGUACCAAAUUGGAGAUAAGAUGUAUUUCGACGAUUUCCCGUGCCAAUCUUGUGUCUGCACUCCUGAGUUCACAAGCCCUACAGGUCCUGGAUGUUCAAAGGUUGACUGUGGAUUUGAAUUCAGAUACACCUCCAGGCUUGCAGAUGGUUGUGUGCCUAUUUUCUUUGAGGAGAAGUGUUGUCCUAUUGACUGGAUGUGUCCUGGAGACAGUCGUAUCACACCACCUGAUGCACAACAGCAGCAACAGAGAGUUUCCCCACAGAAAAAAGAUGAACAAUGCCAUUUAGGAGAACUCUCCAUUAGCCAAGGUUCAAAACUCAACAUUAACAACUGCAGGCUUGACUGCAGGUGCACAACACCUCCUGAGCUCACCUGUGUUCAGUACAGGUCAUGUGAAUUAGCUGCAGAGUCCACACAGCCAAAAGAUUGCCCUGAAGUAAACUGUCCACCAGCAUGCCAGACUAUGACCGAUGCUGCCACUGGGUGUCCAGUAUGCUCCUGCACUAAAUAUACUUUCUCCUGUGAAAAGAAAGAAUGCCCAAGUGGCUGUCGAACAGAUUUUGAUAGCAAGACUGGUUGUCUUACUUGUAAAUGCCAAUGUCCUAAACACCCACACCCAUGUCCCAUGGACUGUGCAGUUCGACAUGUGAAGGAUGAAACAACAGGGUGUGAGGUGUGUGAAUGUGAUCCCAAUAAGCCUUGGAAUCCUUUUUCUCCUCCUGGUCAUUCUAAUUGUCCCACCUAUCCUCUGGGACGUCUCCCAUGCCCCCUGGAUUGUGAAGUUAGAAUAGUUGUAGAUGACACUGGUUGUGAAAAAUGUGAGUGUGAUCCCAAUAACCCUUCACGGCCCUCUGAUUGUCCCACGGACUACAGUGGACGAGCGCCAUGCCCCAUGGAUUGUGGUAUUCAUUAUUUCACUGACCCUGAAACCGGCUGUGAGAAGUGUGAAUGUGACCCUGCAGAUUCUGGUCAUCCAUUUGGUCCUCCCCCGCGUUCAAAUUGCCCCAAAGGUCCAUCUGGAAAACCCCCAUGCCCCAUGGAUUGUGCCAUUCGGUAUGUCACUGACCCUGAAACAGGCUGUGAGAAGUGUGAAUGUGACCCUGCAAAUCCUGGUCAUCCAUUUGGCCCUCAUAUUCCUCCCCCACGUUCAGAUUGCCCUGUAGGUCCUUCUGGAGAACCCCCAUGCCCCAUGGACUGUGCCAUUCGGCAUGUCACUGACCCUGAAACAGGUUGUGUUAGGUGUGAAUGUGACCCAAAUAAGCCUGGACACCCAUUUGGUCCCCAUGUCCAGUCAAGACGCACUCUGUGUCCUCGUGACCACACUGGUAAACCCCCAUGCCCUAUGGAUUGUGCAAUUCGUAUAGUGAUGGAUGAACAAACUGGCUGUGAGAGGUGCAUAUGUGACCCUGAUAACCCAGGCAAUCCCUUUGGACCUUAUUAACUCCAAGGGCAAAACUUUCUUUUCAAGAGGUAUUUUGAGUAGUUACCCUUUUUAGCCUUUUGAUAAUUGCCUGAAAAUCCUGUCCUUUUUAUUUUUUUUACUCUUUUAUAUAGCCAAAUCAAAGCCAUUUAUGAUUUUCCUUGGUAGGAACUAAUCUCAAGUUUUGAUCAAUAGUAAAGUAAGAGAGUAUAGUUCAAAAGUUAUUUUAUAUCAAUUCCUGUUUAUUUGUUGUCUAAAGAAGCAAUUUCUCUAUUACAAAAACAUUAGUCACAAAAUUUAGUGUCAUUUAAUAUUUGAACCAAAACUGGAAUUAAAAUGUGCAAAUAAAAAUGGGAAUGAAUAAUGAAAUAUUAUUUGUCAUUGACUAAUAACCAACAUAUUUUAACAGACUUGGACUAUGAAGAGUGAACGAGAGAGAGGAGUGAGUGAGAGAGAAGAGUGGGCGAGAGAGAAGAGUGGGCGAGAGAGAAGAGUGGGCGAGAGAGAAGAGUGGGCGAGAGAGAAGAGUGGGCGAGAGAGAAGAGCGAGUGAGAGAGAAGAGUGAGCGAGAGAGAGAAGAGUGAGCGAGAGAGAGAAGAGUGAGCGAGAGAGAGAGAAGAGUGAGCGAGAGAGAGUGAGAGAGAGAAAGAGAAAGAGAAAGAGAAAGAGAAAGAGAAAGAGAAAGAGAGAGAGAGAGAGAGAGAGAGAGAGAGAGAGAGAGAGAGACAGAGACAGACAGACAGACAGAGACCAAAAUUCAGUAAGGAACUUGAAGGCCCACACUCCUCCAGCAAUUUCAUCACUACCAUGGCUUAAAACUCAUAGAAGAGUGCGGAAUGGCCCACGCUUUUCUCAUGCAAGAGCACAGUAUUGCCUGUUACGAGCCAUGACACAAAAUGGCCAAGUUUCACAAGGCAUAUAAAUGCCUUUGAUACGUUUGUAAUCUGAUGAUGUUGGGAAAUGAAUUCUCCACAGGGCGGUCACUUGGGGCCAUUGAGCAAUGUGAAAAUUAUGACGCCAAAUUAAACUAAAUUUUAUCUCGCCUACAGUACCUAUAUAUAAUUAUCUCUCACAUACAAAUAAAUUGGAGUCUUUUC
Messenger RNA from Penaeus monodon (black tiger shrimp), 5230 nucleotides. Its product is annotated as kielin/chordin-like protein. Lineage: Eukaryota; Metazoa; Arthropoda; Malacostraca; Decapoda; Penaeidae. Bases 90 to 4154 code for a protein of 1354 amino acids. Gene Ontology annotation, molecular function: protein binding; serine-type endopeptidase inhibitor activity. The transcript has 26 exons. The record is from RefSeq and is a predicted model, not a curated record. Gene Ontology annotation, cellular component: plasma membrane; cell surface.